AUCACUGUUCAUAUCGAACACACCCGAUUUUAUUUUUCCCAUAAUUCUUUGCAACGUGCUUGGCCGACGCUAACAAUAGGCGCUAAGUUAUACCCGGCCGAGCUGUCCAGCAAUAAAGACGUGCUUAGUGUGUGAAGGGGGUAUCGUGUUAGAAGCCUGUGUGGCAUGUUUUAGUUUCACAAGUUCAGCAUUUGACGCGGACACGGAUAGCUGACCGUGUGUCAUAUUGUUGAUGUUGAGAAGAUGAUGAUGUUAUGGUGAAGUCGAUGACGAUGCGAUGUUCAUGUUGAUGACGACGAUGAUGUUAUGGUGAUGAUGACGACGACGAUGAUGAUGGUCAUGUCGAUGAAGAUGAUGUAGAUGAUGUCGUUCAUGGUGACGUCGGUGAUGAUUAUGGUGUUGUAGUUGAUGAUGUUGACGAUAGUGGUGAUGAUGAUGAUGAUUGUGGUGACGAAACUACUCUAGUUGUGGUUGUCCGUAGUUGGUCCAGGACUACAGCCCCGGAGAUUCGGACACUCUUCUAAUUUAUUUUUGGUCAUUUGUAUAAACAUCAUAUUUUUUCUUGUUGAGUGAAAGUUGUGUGAGUGUUUGUGUGGUUUAGUGUUUAUAUUUCUAUCUUUUCUUUCUUUCUCUUAUUUUUUUUUGUUAUUAAAUUUUGUUAAAUUUAAGAUGUCUUGUUGUUGUUUGGAGUAGCCUCCGCUCAUCCCGUUACAAUUGGUGGCAGCGGUGGGAUGAGUUGACUCCUCCAGAUACUACAAGAUAUCUUUAUAAGUGAACAGUUGCCAAGGUUUAUUUUAUUUUUCAUUUUUUGAUCUCUUUUGUAGUACAUGUAAGAGCAAGUGUAGGUCGUUGUUUCCUUUUCCCUUGGUGAGUACAUUACGUUAGGCAGAUUGUUUUGUUAAAAGUUGAGAAGUUAGUCCCUUUAUGAGAUAAUUUUGAGGUAAGUUGGUCUGUCAGUCAAUGCACCAUGUCUACUGUCAAGGAGAUGCUGGAGCUACUUGAAGUCGGGACCAAGAUGGGGAUGAAGGAUGAAGACCUUCAACAAUUCGUGAAGGACGAACAGGCCAGAAUGCGGGACGAACGUGAGAAACAUAGAGUCGAGAGACAGGAGGAGAGAGACCGCGACUUCAAACUACAGAUGGAGAAAGAGCGCGCCGCAAGAGAACAUGAUGAGCGAGAGCACGCCCGAUUGAUAGAAGAAAAGAGACAUCAGCAAAAACUAGAAGAACUGGAACUUGAUCACAAACUGCAACUCGAGAGAUCUCACAUGAAGCCGAGUGUUGUGACUAAAGAGGAGAAAGAAACUUCUCAAGUGAUAAAAGGACCAAAACUUCCUCCGUUUGAGGAUUCGAAAGACAACAUUGACGCGUACAUUCAAAGAUUUGAGAUAUACGCAACAACGCAGAAAUGGAAUAAAGACACGUGGGGGACUCAUCUUAGCGCAUUACUCAAAGGAAAGGCACUGGAUGUGUUCGCAAGACUCUCACCCGAAACAGCACUUGAUUUCAACGAGUUGAAGAACGCCCUGUUGAAACGAUUUGACAUGACGGAGGACGGUUUCCGCAAGAAGUUCCGAUUUUCAAAACCAGACGGAAGUGAAACUUUUAUGCAAUUUUCUACCAGACUGGACAGUUACCUUGAGCGGUGGAUUCAGCUGUCUAAGACUAACAAGACAUUCGAUGAUCUGAAGGACUUGUUCUUACGUGAACAGUUUUUAUUGUGUUGCUCGAAAGAACUUGCCUUAUUCCUAAAGGAGAGUGUAACAAACUAA
This is a messenger RNA of Magallana angulata, 1771 nucleotides long. RefSeq lists its product as uncharacterized. Lineage: Eukaryota; Metazoa; Mollusca; Bivalvia; Ostreida; Ostreidae. The record is from RefSeq and is a predicted model, not a curated record. The coding region runs from base 968 to 1771 and encodes 267 amino acids. The transcript has 2 exons.